Camelina sativa (false flax) is the source of this 783-nucleotide messenger RNA. The record is from RefSeq and is a predicted model, not a curated record. NCBI's taxonomy places the organism in Eukaryota, Viridiplantae, Streptophyta, Magnoliopsida, Brassicales, Brassicaceae.
AUGGCCAAUGAGGAUCAAGAGGAUGUUUGUUACAUGGAUGUUCAAGAAUACGCAAUAAGCUACAUGGAAAGAAAUCAAAUACUAAGGCAUGUGCAUAUCGCCAACCAUUGCUUUGGUGAUAUGUUUUACGGAGACUUCAUGGAGAUGCGAUCCGAUUGGCGCAUGAGUGAACAAUAUAAGUUCAAGCUAGACUGUGCUUCGUCAUUAGCAGAUCUUGGCGAAGGAAAAUACAAUAAUGCUGCUGAAGGGUUUCUCAAACUUAUCAAAGAUGUCAAUAAGUACGAUUACAGUGAGGUACUCUCGUCCGAGGACGUUGUAGCAUAUGGACUCUUGUGUGCCAUGGCUAACUUUGAUCAAGAUAAACUUCGGGAAGCUCUUCAAGAGGUCAUUGAACCUCUUUAUGGGGUAGUUGAUCAUCUCAAGGAGAUCAUCCACCCUUACAGUUGCAGGCAAUUUGCUACUUGUAUGAAACUGUUGGAAAAACAAAAGCCAAGACUGUGUUUAGACAUUUACCUCUGCCCGUAUGUGGAGUCUUUAGUUUCCCAGAUCAAGGAUGUAGCGGUAGCUGGGUUCGGCGAUAAUCAGGUUGCAUCAUUGAAGAGACAGAUUAAGGAAUUGGUCCAAAUGCCUUCCUCAUCUGAGUCUGCCCGUAUAGCACAGAGGAGACCAACUCACAAUUGCUUCAUCCUCAAGGAAUGUAAUCCAUUGCCGGGCUUAUUUCUCAACCAGAUCGACGUCGUCUCUGAAGGUGACCCUCUCCACCACCAUUCAUUCUCUGAUUAA